Molecule: messenger RNA, 3505 nt
Organism: Aphidius gifuensis
Lineage: Eukaryota; Metazoa; Arthropoda; Insecta; Hymenoptera; Braconidae
Gene: Osi17
Exons: 4
Coding region: 833-2683 (616 amino acids)
Source: RefSeq, a predicted model, not a curated record
UAAUUUGAAAAGAGCAUAUUUCCAACGGUUUGAAAAACAGAGCGGAACCGGAAAGAACCAACGACCUUGCUGAAUAUUGUCUUUUUUAUAUGUCCUAAGUUAUCAUUUAUACACUCCACCAUUCACGAUCAAUUAAAAUAACAAAUCUACAAUAUCUAAUGGAAAAGUAUAAAAAUAUUACCAUUGAGUUGGAAUAUUUAUAAACUAGUAAAUAAUAUCCUGAUGAUCAUUCUCUUUGGUAGCGACGAAUAUAAAAUGACCUUUAGUGAGUUCGGCAGUGGUGAUAGGAGUAGGAGGGUCUUGACACACUUGGAGACAGCGUGGAUCGUAACUACGGAAAUUCAAGACGUACGAGGUUAGUAUUGAAUGAGAGAACGAAGUGAACGUAUCUCGUAUAAUUUGGAUAUAUCAUCAGCAUAAAAAACGAUACAGCUUAUAAUAAGUAAAACGAAAGAAGUCAAAGUAAAUUAAAAAUAUAAUAUGUAUGUAUACACGCGUGCGUAUUGAAAGGUUAAUGCGCUAGUGAGAUCACUCAUGGAUGGAUGUUUUCAAGAAUAAACAACAAGCACCGGUUGACCCAAACUGACGGUUUUUAAUAGGUGGAUAUGAGUAACAAAUACGAAAGUAUUAAGUGGAACAGAUGGAGUCAAAACGAUCUCGGUCCAAGGAUGAGUUAAAUUUAUGUUUUAGUAUUUAAUACAAUUUAUGUGGAUGGAUGUGGCGCAUGAGAUUUAUUAGAUUUGUCAAAUUUUAAAACGUGAUCAUUUUUUAAUCAAAAAAAAAAAAAAAAAAAAAACAAAUCCUUUAAAACUUUCAAUUUUAUUAUUUUGAGAUGACGAUGUAUAUGAAAACUCUUCUUUUUGUAAUCAAUAGUUUUACCUUGGUAAAUGCCAAUUUUUUUAGUUUUGCGAGAUAUGCAAAAUAUAUUUACCCAGAGAAUUUAACCACAAGUGCUGCUAGCAAUCAAUUAUGGACAGGAAUAUUAAAAGAUUGUAGUGAAAAACUAUCAUUUUCUUGUAUUCAAAAAAAUGCAUAUAGUUAUUUGGACGAUUCUUUGGUUGAACAAGAUAAUAUUACAGUGUUUGAUGGUUUUGUUCUACGAAAAAAUAAUCUUGUUUAUGAUUCUUGCACAAAAAAUUGUAAGGAUGACUUUACAGAAAAUCUUAUACGAAAUUCAAAAGUUCGGGAAAAUAUCAAGGAAGAUAUCGAAAAUAAAGAAGAAUUUUAUGAAGAUAUAAAAUCACCACUUGAAGAAAUAACCGAAGCGUUAAGAGAAAAAACAGUCAAAUUUUUAUCUACAAGAGAUUAUGAAAUUGAAUUACCAAGAUUUAUGUUUGACAAUUCAAGAAUCAAAAUAAGUCCACGAGAAAUAGAUGAAAAUGGAGCACUCGUACGAAUUGACUUUGGGGAAAGAAAUAUUGAACGUCAAGGCAGAUUGUUCAAAAAAAUCAGAAAAUUUAUUCAGAACCGGUUAUUAAUGAGUUUUUUUGCUCUCCUGCUCAUAAUCAAACUGAUCAAAGUAAAAUUCGCAUUCAUCAUUCCAUUUCUCUUCGGUGCUGCAGUAUCCAAAAAAAUCUUCCUAAAAUUGCUCUUAUUCUUGGUUCCUGCAUUUGCGCAUGUAUUUAAACUUUGUUCUGCUUACUACAGUAGUCAUACAAAAUCUCAUCAUCAUCAUCAUCAUCAGAUUGCCCAUCAUCAUCACCACGUUCCGGUUCCUGUGCCUGUGCCAACAUAUGUGGAUCAUCAUCAUUCACCAUCAUUAGCCUCACCUUCUCAUCAUGAAGAAGAAUUUGAAGGAUAUGAUUAUGCUAACCCUCAUCUACAAAUUCGCAAAGAUAUGGAAGAGCUUAAGGAAUGGGGUAUUGAUACAUUCGCAGAGUCACACGAUGAACCAUCUUUAAGACCAGUUGAAACGAUUGGUGGGUCAUUUUCACAAUCUGGACCAGUUGGAAGACUCGUUCCACAACCUGGCCCAAUCGAAAUACCACCAAGUUAUCCUACAAAUUUUGGACCCCCUCAAUAUCCCGUAGUCCAAAAACCAAAUACUUCAUAUGGUGAUAAAUUUCCAGCUAAUAUUCCGUUACCAGGUCAAUCCUUAGCAUACAAUGGUUAUUUAGAUGAACAAAAACUUAAUCGUCGUAUUUUUGUGCCAUCUGUAUUAACGCAUUCACAGGGUCAAACGCAAUCAAUUCCUAAUACACUGAAACCAGCACCAUCUUUGAGUGCCGGAAAGUCAUCAAUCAUAAAAUCCAGUUCUGCUGUGAUAAAUCCUAUUUUUACUCAACCAACAUCUACUGUUCAAGCACAGCAUGUUAAUCAACAGAUUUUCACGAAUACUGGCAUAUCAUCAUCAAUUGGUCAUGGAAACAACCAGGUUGUUCAUGAUGAUAAUUUUUAUGGACCAAUGCUGGAGAAAAUUGAUGGCGUUUUUGCACAACUUCGGUUUGUAGAAGAAAUUUGUAGAGAACGUCUGGUUUGCAGCAUGUACAAAAAUCCAGAACGCUUUUCACCACAUAGUAAUCAUGUCUCAAAUGAGUUGUCAAGAAAUCCGCAAGAACUGAAGCAUGGAGAAAAUGGUAGUGUCUCGAGCCAACGAUUCCAUCGGUACCUUGAAGCAGCAAGGCUUGGCCAGGAUAAUGGUGAUUGUCUUAGAUCAUAUCCAUGUCACAUGAAUACCGAGUAAGAUAUUCAAGUUCAAUGUUACACCGUACUAUCAAGAAAAUCAGCAGUAUAUAAUUAAGAUAUUUUUAUUACUGGAAUUUACCGCUUUAACGGUGGUAAUGUCGUAUUUGUUGAUAUCAACUAGUUUUGUUAUACUCAAAUAUGGUUUUGUUACAUGACUAAUAUAGCAAUCAAAUUGUUGGUUUUCUGCUCGUAUCAUGAAUGUUGGAAACACAUUUGUUUAAGUGUAUAAAGAAUAAUUUAUUUAAUUUAGUAUGAAUUUGCAAGUUCAGAAAUUGCUGACCCAUCAAAAUAAUAAUGAAAAUAAAUAAAUUGUAUAACAUUUUUUUAUGACAAUAAGUGACCAAUUUUUUAUAGAAUGACUUUAAUAUAGAAUAAUUCAAUUUGUUCAGAUGUUUGUUUAAUGUGAAGUAGUAUUUUAAUUUUUAUUGCAUAAAUUUAUUUAUUUGUUCUAUUAUAUAUAUAUAUAUUAUGUUAUGUAAGUAUAUGUGCUUAAUUAAUAAUGGUAUGAUUAAGUAUUUAACAAAAAAAAAAAGAAACACGUUUUUAUGACGAAAAAUUACCGAGUACUCAAAGAGUUGCGCUAUAUAAUCAAUUUUGUUCCAAAACAAUUUUUCUUUGAAUUACAUUUCGUUCUUAUUGAAGAAAAUCUUAGUCAAUUUUUCAUGUAUAUACUAAUUAAUUUUGUCAAUAUUCAUCAAUUCACAUGUACAGUCUUAUACCUAAUUUAGUUUUAAAGUUUUGUUGUCAUCUAUAAACCUCGCAUCAAAAUGAGUAAUAUAUUUUCAAAUAAAUAUAUAUACAUUAGUAUACUAUCAAAGUU